Molecule: messenger RNA, 1375 nt
Organism: Nilaparvata lugens (brown planthopper)
Lineage: Eukaryota; Metazoa; Arthropoda; Insecta; Hemiptera; Delphacidae
Gene: Polr2M
Product: DNA-directed RNA polymerase II subunit GRINL1A
Exons: 4
Coding region: 155-1186 (343 amino acids)
Biological process (GO): transcription elongation by RNA polymerase II
Cellular component (GO): nucleus
Molecular function (GO): transcription elongation factor activity
Source: RefSeq, a predicted model, not a curated record
GAAAAUCUAACCUAAAAAGUUUUUCUAUUUUCUAUUUAGCUCGCAAGUGGUUUGUAAUUUUUAAUCUUGUUACAGGUAUAAAUAUUUUAUAAUAAUAAGAUGUUGUUAUUAAAUAGUUUUAAAGCAAGAUAGGAUAUACUAUAAUAAAAAUACAAUGGCAGAAUUGAGUGGGAUAUUUGAAAAAGUGAUUCAUAAAGUACCUGGUCAACCAGUAAUUUCAAAGAAAGAAAAACAAGGGUAUACAGAAUUAGAUAAAAUGACCAAGGUUCAAUUAUUAGAGGCUAUAGAAAGACAAAAUAAACUAUUGGAUAACAGAAAAUUUUUAGAUAAACUGCCAGAUAAAGGCGCAAGAAUUUCAGAUUUCAAAGAAAAACUUGAAACAGAAUUGAAAAAACGAAAUGAAGAAGAACGUCUGGCUGAAAUGCUUUCCAAUCUGAAUGUGAAUGGACCCGAAGAGCUGAAUCGUUUGGAAUGGACAGGCUCCUGUAACCCUGGCUACAAAACGCAGGAUUCGAAACCAAGUCAUAUAGAAGACGAGACCGAAGUCGCUGAUCCUCUGCAGCUAUUCGCCUCUCAUUCUGGAACCCAAUUCAACCAGAAAAUCUACAGGGUGGAAAAACCGGCCGAGCCUCUUAUAAAACCAUCAGAUUUGGAGGGUGAUACAAAGGACCUGGUUGAAGCAGUUUUCGCCGAUGAACCGUACGUUCGCCACCUCUGUGAGAAGUUCGAUGAUACAAAAAGUGCAAAACCACGAGAACGGUUUCUGCCACACAAAACACUGAAGUCUAGAACGGAAACAGAAACGAAAGUCAAGGAAAAGGAGAGAUUGCCCACUGAGAAGAAACAGAAAUGGGAGGUAACAGCAGCUACACCCCCUCCUCCCGUUCACGGUGAUACGAAACUGCUCACGUUGACAGAUUCGGUGCGACUGCAAUGUGAACAAGCUGAAAAGUUGAAGGAAAUACAACUGAAGCACGCCGUGGAAAGACUGAAAUCACAGAGAGAAUCGAGUCGAAUUGUGGUACCAAAAGACACAUCCGGUUGGACCUACAGAGACAAAGAUGGCAGCAAAUCUUCGUCGGAAGAGGAAUCUGAAGACGACGACGCUUAUCACGACUGUGAGGAAGGCGAUGAAGCUGAUGAGAAACAAGGAGGUGUUGUGUUCUAUAAUCUUGUUGACCCAUGAACGAAUUAUCCCAGUAUUGUUAUUGAUUAUAUAAUCCGAUUGUUGACAAUCUAAGUUUCUUUUAAAAAAACUGAGAUUCAAUAUCGAUAAAUAUUUAGUUUGAAAGUUGAUAAAAAGGGAGGCGUUGUAUUCUACAAUCAUGUUGUCCAUUAAGGGCUGAUAAAGAUUAAAUAAAGAUUUCCCCACGUC